AAAUCCUCAACAACAUCAACCGUAUCAAAAUCUCUAUGGUUCAAAUCCUCAACAACAUCAACCGUAUCAAAAUCUCUAUGGUUCAAAUCCUCAACAACAUCAACCGUAUCAAAAUCGCAAUGGACAAAAUUCUUCACAACAACAACUGUAUCAAAACUCUGAUGGUCCCACUCCUCAGCAAUGUCAAGGUGGUUAUGGUGGCUAUGCUUCAUAUAACCAAUCACUGCAGCAAUAUCAAGAUCCUUAUGCUUAUCAACUACCAGGCUAG
Rotaria sp. Silwood2 is the source of this 268-nucleotide messenger RNA. Lineage: Eukaryota; Metazoa; Rotifera; Eurotatoria; Philodinida; Philodinidae. The record is from the annotation of a GenBank genome assembly.